Molecule: messenger RNA, 1451 nt
Organism: Phoenix dactylifera (date palm)
Lineage: Eukaryota; Viridiplantae; Streptophyta; Magnoliopsida; Arecales; Arecaceae
Source: RefSeq, a predicted model, not a curated record
CGUGCCAUCCGCCACCUUUUAUUACACCAACCACCCGCCGCCCGACUGUUUAGGUUGUUGACUGCAUCAAAAAAGUCCAACUUUCUUGCAUUCCGUUUCUUUAAUUUUCCUUCUCCAUUUCCCCUCGCUGUCAUUGGCCGUCAAAAACCCUAAACCUAAUCCAUUCCUUCGCAUCGCCUCCCAGAAGACGUAGAUGAGAUCCUUUCUUCCAAAUGCUACCGGAAAUUUGAGAAAUUUUUGAUCUUGAUCUAGCCGAGAUGGAGCUUCCUCACGUGAAGCUGGAGCUUAGUGGGGCAGAAAUCUCUGGGAAUCUCGACGAGCGAAAUCCUCCAAUUUGUCUCCCGAAUCAGCCCUCCGAUGCCUCUCUGCUCGCACUCGACAUCGGAGGAACGUUGAUCAAAUUAGUUUAUUUUUCGGGCGGCAAUGAGGGUAAUGAGCAGAUUGGAAGCGGUAAUGCAACUCCUGGUGGGGAGUUACGUUUUGUGAAGUUUGAAAGGAGGCGUCUUGGUGAUUGUUUGGAGUUCAUUAAAUCCAAGAAGCUUAUCCAUGACAGCGGAAUUAUUACUGGUUUAUCUAAUGGGCAUGUGGCAAUAAAGGCCACAGGUGGAGGGGCAUAUAAAUUUGCUGAUGUGUUUAAAGAAAAGCUAGGUGUUUCUCUUGAUAAGCUGGAUGAAAUGGAUAGUGUUGUAGCUGGAGCAAACUUUUUGUUGAAGAAAAUCCCUGGUGAAUCCUUUACACACAUGGAUGGAAAAAGGACUCCCAUAGAAAUUAAUCAAAAGAACUUAUUUCCGUAUCUUCUUGUCAAUAUUGGUUCAGGCGUCGGCAUAAUAAAGGUUACUGGAAACAAGAUAUUUGAACGGGUGACUGGGACACAUAUUGGUGGUGGCACAAUAUUUGGUCUAGCAAAACUUUUAACAGGUUGCACGAGUUAUGAUGACUUCUUGAAAUUGAGUCAGCAAGGGGAUAAUCUUGUGCUCGAUUUAAUUGUGAAAGAUAUUUGCGGAGAAUUAGCUUGCCAAAAGCAAGGGCUUUCAGCAUCAACCCUUGCCUCUAGCUUUGGAAAGGUGAUAGAUUCUAAAAGGAAGCUGUCAGAUUACAGAGCUGAGGAUCUUGCUACUACAUUGUUGAGUGCUUUUACUUAUAACAUUGCACAAAUCUCUUUCCUUGUAGCAGCACUCUUAGGGCUCAAAAGGGUCUUUUUUGGAGGAUCAUACAUUCGUGGCCAUGCUAGUACAAUGGACAACAUUUCUUAUGCAAUUGAUUAUUGGUCCAAAGGCCAAAUGCAAGCAAUUUUUUUGCGCCAUGAGGGGUUUUUAGGAGCUCUAGGUGCUUUAAUGAGCUAUGAAAAUCUUGAUGUUGAUGACUUGACACUUGAAGAUGUAAAAGAGCAAGUGAAGCUGGUAAAUCAUCUAGAUCUAUUCACUAUUCACCUAUAAGAUUGCAUAAGGAUU